Malus domestica (apple) is the source of this 654-nucleotide messenger RNA. RefSeq names its product protein GAMETE EXPRESSED 1-like. The record is from RefSeq and is a predicted model, not a curated record. NCBI's taxonomy places the organism in Eukaryota, Viridiplantae, Streptophyta, Magnoliopsida, Rosales, Rosaceae.
AUGGGGCAGCACAAAAUGAAGGAAAACUUGGAAGCAGGGAUGGCAAUGGUUCAUGAAUCUUAUCACAUCUUAGAUAAAGGAAUACUCAGCUUGCAGGAUGAGACUAGUGAAAUAGAGAAGAAGAUAGGAGUAGUUGGAGAAACCAUGGCGAUAUUGCAGCAGUUCACUACAUUUGGCCGUGAAAAACAGGAAGGGCUUCUUCAAAGCCAAGAGAAGAUUCAACGAGCUCAUGACCAUUUAGUUGAAAAUUCACAGACCAUAUUGGAAGCUCAAGAAGCUUUUGAACAGAAGCAGUCAUCCAUGUUUGUUGCUUUGGAUAGGCUAUUUGCCUUGCAGGACGCGUUGCUGGUGGAAACACGAUCAAUGAAAGCAGUCGUUUUCUAUUUCAUAUCAAUGCUUGCCAUUUACAUGUUAACCAGCACAAAUUCUAUGCCUUGCAUUCAUGCUCGAAUUUGCAGUCCUUCGACUUGCAACAAAGGGAAUAGAACAACGGACUCGGUGGGGGACUAUGAAAGGCUAUACUACAAUAUGCUACAAAAACUAACAGAGGAGGUUAUAAGCUUGCGAAAAAACGCAGAGUUGUCAUGGGAAUCAGAUGAUGAAUCCGACUGGUCUGCAUUAGUUGACAAAGACGUAUCGGGCGACAUUUUCUAA